Molecule: messenger RNA, 1536 nt
Organism: Candidozyma haemuli
Lineage: Eukaryota; Fungi; Ascomycota; Pichiomycetes; Serinales; Metschnikowiaceae
Product: Ca(2+)-binding ATP:ADP antiporter
Exons: 2
Coding region: 1-1536 (511 amino acids)
Biological process (GO): transmembrane transport
Molecular function (GO): calcium ion binding; ATP transmembrane transporter activity
Source: RefSeq, a predicted model, not a curated record
AUGGACAAACCUCGAAAAACACCCGAUGAUUACCAGACCCUCUUUGACAAACUAGAUAUUGACAAGAAGGGCCAGAUCACAUUUCUGGAUUUCAAAAAUGCCGUCAAGACGUUGAACCACCCGGUUGGCGAGAAUCCAGACUUACUAGAGCAAGUUUUCCAAUCUUUUGAUUCCAACAAAGACAACAUUAUCGACUUUAAUGACUUUAAGCUUUACUUAACGACUACUGAUGACCAGAUUUUGAAAGGAUUCAAUAAAAUAGACCUGGAUAGCGAUGGUAAGUUGACUAGGGCCGAUUUCAUCAACUACCUUAAGAAAACUCUCAAUCUUAGCCCGUCUGACCAAAUUAUCGACGAAGUGUUCAGCAAGUUUGACCACAAUUGCCAAGGCUACAUCACAUACGAUGAGUUUAGAGAUUUCUUAUUAUUGAUGCCUCGUUUACAUGGCUCGAGAAUUAGAACUGCCUACAAUUACUUGGCCGAAGAACUCGAUUUGUCCGCCGAUGGUGAUGUCACUUUGAUCAAUUCGUUCAUUAGCGGUUUCGGCUUCUUUUUGGCAGGCGGCCUCUCCGGAGUUGUUUCCAGAACAUGUACUGCUCCAUUUGAUAGAAUUAAAGUGUUCCUUAUCGCCAGAACUGACCUUUCGUCCACAAUCAUGCAUAAUAAAAAAGAGCUUGCCAAGCAAGUGGAGACUGGAGCUUCCAGACAAGCUAUCGAAAAGGCUAGAAAUAAGCUCAUCCAAUCCGAACGUGAAGCUCCAAUCAGAACCCUUUGGAAACAAGGCGGAUUCAGAGCAUUCUAUGUCGGAAAUGGUUUGAACGUCAUAAAGGUGUUCCCGGAAUCGGCCAUGAAGUUUGGCUCCUUCGAGGCAGCCAAAAGAUUGUUUGCUAGAAUAGAAGGCGUUGACGAUACUUCAAAGUUGUCAAAGCUCUCCACCUACUUGGCAGGUGGUAUGGGUGGUGUGGCUGCCCAGUUUACAGUCUACCCUAUAGAUACAUUGAAGUUCCGUGUUCAAUGUUCCAAUUUGGACUCCCUGUUGAAGGGUAACAAGCUUCUCAUACAGCAAGCUAAAGACAUGUUUAAAGAAGGUGGAUUGAGGAUUUUUUAUAGAGGCAUUUUUGUCGGGUUGAGUGGUAUGUUUCCUUACGCAGCUCUUGAUUUGGGAACUUUUUCAACGAUCAAAACCUUGCUUGUCAAGAGAGAAGCAAAGAAACUUGGAAUCUCAGAGGAGAACGUUCGUUUGCCAAACUACAUGGUUCUUUCUUUGGGUGCUAUUUCAGGUACUUUUGGCGCAACUGUCGUCUAUCCUAUUAACUUGUUGAGAACAAGAUUGCAAGCACAGGGCACCUAUGCUCAUCCUCACAGAUAUAAAGGCUUCAAAGACGUCUUCCAGAGAACCGUUGCGAGGGAAGGUGUUCCGGGCCUUUUCAAGGGUCUUGUGCCUAACUUGGCCAAGGUUGCACCAGCGGUGUCUAUCAGUUACUUCAUGUAUGAGAAUUUGAAGAACUUGAUGGGUCUUGAUAACAAGCUCGAUUAA